GCAAAGUCUGGAAACCAGAAAGCAAAUCUGCCAUUCGCCAUGGAGUCCGAGUUCGGGCCCUUUUUCCUCUCCAACUUCCGCCUUGCGCCGCUGGCUGCUAGCAUCAGCGACGCCGAAAUUGCGAAGCCCGGGAAGCCCGAAUCGCAGGCACCUCCGCUGCCACCACUGGUGCGUCAGUUCGAGAGCACUGAGUCGACCACGCCAGGCUCCAGUGGGCUUUUCCGACUCGCCGCGCCCCCGCCGAACCAGUUUGCUGUGGGCUCGAGGACUCCGGCCGAGCAGGUUGUGAAGAUCGAGACCCUUCAGGAGCAGAAAGCCGCCCCUACGCGAUCGAAGGCGGAGGAAGGGGAGGAGGAUUAUGGCCCGACUGGCGCUGUGUUUGUGAACGAUGAGGAGUCACUUCUGGGUGCUGGCGCGCCGGCUGCUGUGGCGCCAGGCCGCCUUGUGCGGGAGGUGGACUCUGAGGGAGAGGAGGAAGCAGCGCCUGUGCAGCAGUACAAAGUGCAGGUUACAGUUCCAGAACAAGUGGAGCUACCGCCUCCUCGGCCGCUAGAGCUGCAGAAGGAGGCAGAACCUGUGGUGGUGCCGGAAGAAGAGGCCUUCGUCGAGCCGCCGCCAGUACCGGUGCAGGACCGAGGGGAGAACCGCUUGAAGCUCGCAAAGAACCUAGCUUCAGCUCAAUCAUCUCCUGCGGCUACACCAGGGCUGAGCGCACCUGCCCCCACGCCAGCACGAGCCGCCGGGGAAUCGCUGGCCUCACCGGCGCUCACCGUUCCGGCGCCCACACCAACGGGAAUUCCCGGGCAAUCGCUGUCACCAUCACCUGCACUAAAGGCAGUGCUGCCAACACCGGCACAAGCAUCGGUACCAACCGCAGCAUUGGCCACAGCGACGACGUCUCCGGCCAAGAGUCUGCCGAUAAUACCUGGGCAAGUCCAGAGCUUUCGCAUUGUCGUGCCGCAGCCCUUCCCCGGAGUACAGAUCCGCAAGUCGCCUAACUUGGACGACAAGCACGACCGGUUCCUGCAGGACGGUAAAUUCGUCACUGGAAAGGUCGAUACUUCUGGGCAGUGGGUGAAGCUGUCCAACAAGCACUACCUACCGGUGCAGGUGGGCCAAAUCCAGGUGCUGCACGUUGUGGAUCCUCAGGAUGUACCAUCCUCACCUGGUCGCCCCGAGACGGACUCCAUUGCCAAGGAGGAAGAGGCCAACUUCUGGUGGACGUGCUGCGCCGGGCCCGCCGUGACAGCUACAAUACAGACCAACGACCUACACGUGGCACCCCAGGAGCGCAACAAUGUCGAAGACAGCGGCUGGCCUUCAGAAGGUGCCAUGCUGACGCCGAUGGUCGUGGCACAAGGGAAGCCCGAGGCAGAGAGCUCUGGAGGCGCCGCACAGAAGGCUGCCAAGCUGUUUCCCGGCGAGGUGGCGCAGCUGCCGAGGCACAUUUCCAAUCCCAUCGACCCCUUCUCGGACAGAUGAGCAGAGCUGGGCGCAGCCGAAGGCUUACCAGGCUUGCUUCGGCGCCGUGCUGAGCUUGCAGAGAUUUGCAGCCGUACCGCAAAUUCCACGCGAGACCGGCAAGGCGCUGGCGCUGCCUUCACAUUCUCGGGAAAUCAACAGCAACAUGUUUGUUUUCAGGGCGUUACGAGAAG
Messenger RNA from Effrenium voratum, 1655 nucleotides. The record is from the annotation of a GenBank genome assembly. NCBI's taxonomy places the organism in Eukaryota, Dinophyceae, Suessiales, Symbiodiniaceae.